Messenger RNA from Carica papaya (papaya), 2379 nucleotides. Its product is annotated as agamous-like MADS-box protein AGL30. The record is from RefSeq and is a predicted model, not a curated record. Lineage: Eukaryota; Viridiplantae; Streptophyta; Magnoliopsida; Brassicales; Caricaceae. Gene Ontology annotation, biological process: positive regulation of transcription by RNA polymerase II. Gene Ontology annotation, molecular function: DNA-binding transcription factor activity, RNA polymerase II-specific; protein dimerization activity; cis-regulatory region sequence-specific DNA binding.
GGGGGGGGUUAGGAAGUGGAAAUGAAAAAUGGGAAAAGUGAACAAAAAAAAAAGAGAGUGAUGAUGAAAAGACAAAAAAUGUCCAUGGUUUAGAGGGUUGAGGAGGAGGAGGAGGAGGAGGAGGAGAAGAGAGUGAAUUUAAUGGAAGGCUCCAAACAUAACGGAAAAACGAGCGGUAAAGUUAAAGCUAGUUGUGGGUAUGAAGAGCGGUGAAGGGCGGAGUGGUUGGUUUGGGCGGGUGUGUUGUUUGGGACGCGCCAAAUUUCUAACGAUCCCUAUUCUCCAGCUACACCAUGACCGUUUUUCUCGCUCACCCGGUCGUCUUAACGUAGCCUAUUUCUGUGCUUUACAAUCAUCUCUUUCUUUCUCUCUCUCUCUACCUCUGGUUUCUCCUUUCGGCUGCUUAUGUCCUUCCUUUAAGACCUUUAGAUCAUGCCCCCUCCGCUUGUCGUUUGAUUUGCUUAUUUGAGUAAGUUCCCUUUUUGCUUUUUAACACCAAAACACCCUUUGGAUUUUUCAGGGGAAAACGGAUAAUAAACAUGUCUUUUCUUCUCUUCAACUUGCUCGGUAUUCUCUUUUUGUGUUCCUGCCCCUCUCUUUUUAAACCUUUUUCUCUUCUUUUUCAUUCUCCCUCAACCCAAUUCUUUUUACUUUCUUUCAACUCGUUUUUCCACUUGCCCUGUCAUGCAAAUUAUUGUAAACUCUUCGUCUGAUUGGAUUAACUAGUUUAUUAUUUUCACCUGGUGUGAUGAUCGGAGAUCCGAGAUAUUUUCUUUGUUGUUAUCAAGGGGGUGGGAUCAAGAGCUAAGCUGUUCCCAUUUGGCUAUAUGUGUGCAGGAUGGGAAGGGUUAAGUUGAAGAUAAAGAGGUUAGAGAAUAUCAAUGGCCGUCAAGCGACCUAUGCCGAAAGGAAGCAUGGCAUCAUGAAAAAGGCUAAUGAAUUAUCAAUACUCUGUGAUAUAGAUAUUGUUCUCCUUAUGUUUUCCCCCACAUCGGGUAAACCUUCGUUAUGCACCGGAAGACGCAGUAGCAUCGAAGAGGUUAUUGCAAAAUUUGCUCAGCUAACUCCUCAGGAAAGAGCAAAGAGGAAGUUGGAGAGCCUUGAAGCCUUGAAGAAGACUUUUAAGAAGUUGGACCAUGAUGUAAAUAUACAGGAAUUUAUGGGUACAAGUAACCAAACAAUAGAGGACCUGACUAACCAAGCAAGGUUGUUGCAAACUCAACUUUCUGAGAUACAUAGGAGACUGAGCUACUGGACUAACCCUGAAAAGAUCAGUAAUGUCGAACAUUUGGAGCAAAUGGAAAAUUCACUCAGAGAAUCUCUUAACCAAAUUCGUGCCCAUAGGGAAAAUUUAGGUAAACAGCAGCUGAUAUCCUUAGAGUGCACCAGUCAGAUCCAACCCAGCAUGCAUAUGCCUUUCGGAAUGGGUGCUGAACAACAGCUUCAACCUCUAUCAUGGAUCCCUAAUAAUGAAAACAGAAGUAUUGCUUUACCAGAGGAGCCAAAUUUGCUUCCCCAUAGGGAUGUGGAAUGCUCUGCAAGUUCCUCCUUCGGUAGUUAUUCUGGUUACUUUGGCACUGGUAAAAGUUCAGACAUUUCUAAUUCAGGGCAAGAAAGUUGCAUCCUAAACGAUCUAACUGGCACCGCACAACUGAGGCUGCAAAUGAAUGGGCACUAUCCCUACCUUCCUUACAAUCUUAAUUUGCUAAAUGAUACAAAGUUUCAACCACUGGCAGAUAUAAACUUACAGGAAACCCAUGUGGAUUAUCAUGUUAAUGGAAUCUUGGAUGCUCCUAGGCCAGGGUAUGACACCACCCAAGCUAGCUGGGCUUCCACAUCUGGGCCUUGUGCUGUUACUGUGUUUGAUGACCCUUUAUUUGGCCGACAACCAAACUGAGGUUCAAGAGCAAUGUCACUGUUAAUCCAAUCUACCGAUAAGGUUGCUGGAGAACUCCUAUACAUGUCGAAUCUUCUCAAGAAUGACAAGUGAGCCUGCUGAGUUUUUGAUGGUUUUCUUUUGCAAUUGCAAAUUUGGGAAUUGGCUUAUUUAUGAGACAUGUAUAGGAUCAUAAUUGCAGCAACAUAGGAGUAUAUAAUGCCCAGACAGUGAUGACUUGCCAAAACAUAUGGUGCUGACUCUGCGGAAUGAGGCACCAUAUUUGAAAUAUCAAAAGAAAUUUUUUUUCUUUUUUCUGUAUACAAAUUACACCUAAAUAAUAGGAUUAUGUGAGGUCAAUUUUUUGCUUCCUCCUUUUGAUGAUAAAAAAUGUGUAGGUCCUUGUGGUGGCCGGGAUACUCCUUCCCCUCCUACAUCUUAUUAGUUACCCAAAGCUGUAAAUAAAAUACAUAUAUAGCUAUGGCUUGAACAACAAUUCCUCA